Ceutorhynchus assimilis (cabbage seed weevil) is the source of this 3752-nucleotide messenger RNA. The record is from the annotation of a GenBank genome assembly. NCBI's taxonomy places the organism in Eukaryota, Metazoa, Arthropoda, Insecta, Coleoptera, Curculionidae.
UCAAAAUGGCGAUAUAACUUGAAUCGAGACAAAGGAUCUUGUUGAAUAUUUUACGAUUUUCGGUAAAAAGCUGAGUGAUUGUGACGAAAAUUAGUUGAAUUUGAUUAAUUGAUUAUCGGAGAAGAAAAUGCUAACGCUGGAAGUUGUGCCAGAACGUUCGUUAGGCUGUGAACAAUGGGAGUUUAUUUUAGGAAUGCAUUUCUCUCAGGCUGUAGCUAUAAUUCAAGCACAAAUCGGUAUUAUAAAAGGCGUUCAAGUACUCUAUAAUGAUGCUAAACCCUUAGAAAUAGACUUGGUUAUAAAUUUACCUCAAGAUGGCAUUAGGUUAUUUUUCGAUCCAGUUUCACAACGGCUGAAGAUCAUCCUUAUUUAUAAUAUGAAAUUAGUUAAAUUGAAGUAUUGUGGUCUGACCUUUAAUUCACCCGAAUUGCUGCCCUCGAUUGAGCAAAUCGAGCACUCGUUUGGCGCCACCCACCCGGGCGAGUACGAUUCAGAAAAACAAGUGUUCACCCUGAACUUUAGAGGUUUGAGCUUUUAUUUUCCUGUCGACUCUAAAUACCAAAAGGGCAGCACACACAAUUUGGCAUCGUUGCAGUUUCCACCAGGCAAUAGCCCAGUGGUCUCUAGGAUGGCAAUUUAUUCAGGAUCGAGUGUUGAUAGUGCGUCAGCACCCGAGCUACCGUUAUCCUGCUAUUAUGGGCAACUUUAUCUACGAAAGGCUGAAAUUUUACGAGGGGAAGGCUACACUAAAGGCAUCAAAUUGAAUUUAUUGGCGGGUACCAACAAUAGGAUUAUAGACUCGACAAUUUUACGUAUCGAACGGAAAGUUUUGUUAGGGCAAUCGGCGCAAGACGUUUCUUCAGCGCUUGGAGCGCCGUCUAGAGUAUUUUACAAAAGCGAGGAUAAGAUGAGAAUACACGCACCGAAUGCCCAUAGAAGAGUCACUACCAAUAGGAGCGAUUACUUUUUCAAUUACUUUACUUUGGGAUUGGAUGUUUUAUUCGAUGCCCGAUCACAUCUGGCCAAAAAGUUUGUCUUGCACACCAACUACCCGGGACACUACAACUUCAACAUGUACAUGCGUUGUGAGUUUGAGUUGCCGCUAGCUGGCGCUACUGUGGGCGCUUACUCGAACUGGACUGAAGUUUGUAAGAAGUUGACGCCCAGCGAACGGCCAGUGGUGCUCAACCGGGCAAGUUCCACCAACACGACCAAUCCGUUCGGGAGCACGUUGUGCUACGGCUAUCAGGAUAUUAUUUUCGAGGUGAUGCCAAAUCAUUACAUAGCAUCGCUAAGUAUCUACGGGGAUGGUAGGCCUAUUCAACAUAAACUGUCAAAACAUGCGUGACAGAGGCUGUCUGCCACUUACCUUAUCUUAGCGAACAGGUACUGGCAACCAAAGGAUGAGCUAGCCUACUAACGGAGAGCCUCCCUGAAAAAAGUUUUCAUCGCCCUUCAAUGUAGUCCUUAAAAAGUUUAUGAACUGUAAUCUUUGGCACAAAAACUACAUUUGCUAAAAAAAGAAAAUCAAUAUUGAACUUGAGAAAAUUUUGAUUUGCUUCGACAACCAAUCAGGAAUUAGGCCAUGCAAUUAGAGCCAAUAAGUUUGUGAUUUCUGUUGGGACAGUCUUGAUUCUUGAUGUUUGCCAAAGGUUACAUUAUCCAUAACUCAAAAAAAAAAUAACGGGAAAAAAGUAACAUAAAAAAUACAAAAUGAUACAAAAGUCAUAAAAAAAUACGCUUAAUAAUUUUUUUGUUAGUUUAAUUUUUUUUCAAAUUUAAGUGUGGCCUGGUAAAGUAGUUUGUUGUGUCAAUUUCUUUUUCAACUUUUCAACCCACAACGAAUUCUUUACAUAUGGAAAUGUAACGCCAUUUUUCGAAAAAAAAAAGCUAGAUAAAUUCUAGCCUGUUUAAAUAUUGUCCUGCCACGUUCAGUAAUAAUGGAUGUCUGUUAUUUGACUCGUAAAACUAAAUACUAUUGUCGUUUCAAAUCAGAAUUGAAAAUAUUAAUUUAGUUACCGAAUCAAAAAUUAUUAUAUCUUACUUGUAAAUAAUAUGUAAAGAAUGUUGAUAAUUGGGGGCCAGUGUGUUUUUUUUUUUUUUUUUCAAGGAGAAUUGUGUUCAUUUUGUUUUUGUGUGAGUUCUACAAGAGACUUCAAAAAGAUCGCAGUAUGCAGCGAUUAAAAUGACAAUAAUAUACACCCAAUAUUUGUCAGUUAUAUGAAACAAAUUUGACAACUGCCAAUUUUAAAAUUAAUAUCCACAAAUUGUGUUUAUGUUUAUUUGUGUUUGUUGCUUCUUGGCACUUCCUCAGAAUUGCCUAACAACAAAAUCAAGAUAUUUUGCUGGCAAACUAUUACCUACAUUAAUUUUUUGACAAAAAUAUUUGGGGAUCUUUUGUACUACACCAACGUUAUUGUCAUUGUCUAGUUUAAUGCGGUAAGUUGUUAAAAUCUGAGAAAUACUGUCAUCCCUGCUGUAAAUUAUUGUAGACUUCGCAAAUUUAGAAUGAAUAUCCGAAUUGCGCUUGUGCUGUGAUCUUUUUUUAAAUAUGAUUAAAAUAUGAAAUUGCCGUUAUGUUAACAUGCAACGGAAGUAGUAUUAUAUGAUAUCUUAUGAUAACGUACUGUAACCAGUUUUUUUUCUAUAAAAAUAUGUGGUACUGUGGACAUAGACACCAAACAUACAUAUUUAAAAACUAUUUACAAAAUUCUGUUCCAUCCUGGUGAAGAUUCUCAUAUUUUUAUAGAAAGUAAGAACCAAAAAAAAAAAACUUUCAUAAACAUUUUCUGUAAGGAAAUAUAUUUGUAAGUAUUUAUGUUCUAAGGUUUUAUAAACCUCCCAAAGGUAAAAAAAUAAAUAAAAAAAUCUUGUAGUUUGUGAUUGUUAACUUAUUGUAAACUUAGGGCUAAACCUAUUUUUUUUUUGGUUGUUACAGGAAAACCUUUUAUUUAUUUGUUUAUUGUGAAAUUUUUUAUUUUAAUAUUUUCUAUAUUUUAUUGUGUGAAAUUGUAUUUUGUUGAUUUUAAGCAGUGACCGUGUAACAACCAAAAAACUAUUAUUAUCUCUUAUAUUGUAUAAAUAAUUUUAGAUAGUUAUUAUUAUAUUGUUUUUUGUAUUGAACAGGAAAUUAUACAAAUACAUCUUUAGGGUAAGAUUCAUAAUAAUAAUUAAGUUAAUCAUAUUUUUCUAAAAAAACAUUAACUGGUAUAAAUAGGCAUUUUUUUCAUCAUAGAAGACGUUUGUAUUAAAAAACCAAAAAAAUAAAUAAAUUAUUUAAAAAAUAAUUUUCCUAAUAUUUAUACAAAAACAAAAUAUUCUUAUUAUUAUGUACCUAUUUGAAACAAAAUAUUUAUUUGAGGGGUUUAUUAGUUUAUUUCAUGAGUUAAAGUUUGGGUUAGUCAAUUAUUGAAACUAACUUUUAUGGAAUAUUUCAAAGCAAAAUAUAAUUUUUAAGUUUGUCAUUAUUACUAAAUUUUACACUUUAUAUACAAAGUUUAUCAUCAAUUUUUAUUGUGCAAAAUUAUUUUAAAUUCCUUACUAUCUGUUGCUUAAAAGUCUGUUCAGUGAAUAGUCAAAAACUGUUUUCGCAUAAUCCCAACCAAACUCAUUAUUAACGGCAAAAAAAAGUGUUUAUUUUUGUAAUGGAAACCUCCCACAUGUCGGUGAUAUUUUUGUUAGAUCUCAUAUUCAUCUAAGUUUUAUUUUGUACAUAGUUCAGUUGAUCAUUCUUCAGAUUACAUUGAAAAGCG